CUAUCCGAAAGCAUUUAAUCAAUCCAACAACCACGAUGCACCCACCUGUCCGAUCAAUACAAAAAAAAAAAAAAAAACAAAAUGUUGAAAUUGUUUCGACUUUCCCAGCCCAGCCGAGUCCAAUGGCUUCCUUGACCAUCUGUAGAGCCACUCUCACUCGCUUGCCUGCUCUUCAGCUGACCACGUCUCCUUCUGCUUCUCCUUCCGUCUCCUUCAACUUCAACUGCUUCCGCUCGAGGAUUCUCCGCAUCAUCUCGCCGAAGCGGCAUCAUCACCACCGUGCUACAAUGGCUUCUUCGGCGCCAGCGCAAGAGAGAACAACUGCUCCUUACGGCUCGUGGAAGUCCCCAAUCACUGCGGAUGUUGUCUCCGGCGCUUCCAAGUACCUCGGCGGUACUGCUGUCGACGGCCAAGGACGCCUGAUCGUGCUCGAAUCACGUCCAAAUGAAGGAGGACGAGCUGUUCUUGUGAGACUAGCUGAUAAGGCCGGAGACGAAGCUGUUGACCUCACUCCGAAGGAAUUCGCGGUCAGAACGACUUGUCAGGAGUAUGGAGGUGGCGCGUUUGCGGUCUCCGGGGACACUGUCAUUUUCUCAAACUACAAGGAUCAAAGGCUUUACAAGCAGUCAAUCAAUGGCCGAGGUUCGUCGCCGUGUUCGGCCUAAGCCUAUGCUUCUAUUGUUUGUUUUCUGAUGUCCGAUUUGGGAAAUUCUGUUUGUGUGAGUAGGUGUUGCGCUGCAGAUUCUACUCCCGUGGCCAUUACACCUGACUAUGGUGGUCCUGUAAUCUCCUAUGCUGAUGGAGUCUUUGAUUAUCGGUUUAAUCGGUUUUUCACUGUGAGGGAAGAUCAACGUGAGAGUGCUACAAAUUCAACCACGACGAUUGUCGCAGUAGAUCUUAACGGAAAAGAUGUACAAGGAGCCGACAGUAGUCAUUAGUGGCAAUGACUUCUAUGCAUUUCCACGUCUCGACCCAAAAGGUGAACGCAUAGCAUGGAUUGAGUGGGGUCACCCAAACAUGCCAUGGGACAGAUCAGAGCUUUGGGUUGGAUACAUUUCUGAAAAUGGAGAGAUCCACAAACGCACUUGUGUGGCUGGUUAUGAUCCUUCACUUGUGGAGUCUCCAACGGAGCCCAAGUGGUCCCCCGGAGGGGAACUGUUCUUUGUUACUGAUAGGAAAAGUGGAUUCUGGAAUCUCUACAAAUGGAUUGAAUCUGAAAAUAGUGUGCAAGUAGUAUAUUCUCUGGAUGCUGAGUUCUCCAAACCAUUGUGGGUGUUCGGCUCCAGCUCCUAUGUACUACUUCAGAAUAAUGAGGGAAAGAACCUAAUUGCCUGCGGCUAUAGGCAGAAAGGAAGAUCUUAUUUAAGUAUUGUGGAUGAUGCUCAAAGCUCCUUAUCUGUACUUGAUAUUCCUUUCACAGACAUAGAUAACAUUACUUUGGGAAAUCACUGCUUAUAUAUUGAGGGAGCAUCUGCUGUUGAUCCAUCAUCAGUGGCUAAGAUAACUCUAGAUGCCAUUCAGUCCAAAGUGCUCGAGUUCAACAUAAUUUGGUCAUCUUCACCUGACAGUUCAAAGUACCAGUCUUACUAUAGCUUGCCGGAGUUUAUUGAAUUCCCUACAGAAGUCCCUGGACAAAGUGCAUAUGCAUACUUUUAUCCUCCAUCUAACCCAGAUUACCAAGCUAGCAAGGAUGAAAAGCCUCCUUUGUUGCUGAAAAGUCAUGGUGGACCUACAGGUGAAACACGGGGAAUACUGAACCUGAGCGUCCAUUAUUGGACUAGCAGGGGCUGGGCUUUUGUAGAUGUAAAUUAUGGUGGAAGCACCGGUUAUGGCAGAGAGUACAGGGAUCGCUUGCUGCUGAAAUGGGGAAUUGUUGAUGUCAAUGACUGUUGUAGUUGUGCAAAAUUUUUGGUGGACAGUGGCCUAGUUGAUGGGAAUCGUCUUUGCAUUACCGGUGGCUCAGCUGGGGGCUACACCACCUUAGCUGCUCUUGCUUUCAAAGACACAUUUAAAGCUGGAUCUUCCUUAUAUGGUGUGGCUGACGUAGGCCUCUUAAGAGCAGAGACUCACAAGUUUGAAUCCCACUAUAUUGAUAAUCUUGUUGGUGACGAGAAGGAUUACUAUGAGAGGUCUCCGAUCAACUUUGUCGAUCAAUUUUCCUGCCCUAUAAUCUUAUUUCAAGGCUUGGAGGAUAAGGUAGUGCCCCCUGACCAAGCUCGCAAAAUCUACGAGGCGUUGAAGAAAAAGGGUCUGCCUGUUGCCCUUGUGGAGUAUGAAGGAGAACAACAUGGCUUCCGCAAGGCGGAGAAUAUUAAGUUCACUCUGGAACAACAAAUGGUAUUCUUUGCACGUUUGGUUGGACACUUCAAUGUCGCUGAUGAGAUCACUCCAAUCAAAAUCGAGAACUUCGACUGAAAACGAAGGAAGUUUGCGAUCUGUCUCUUGGAGCUCCAGACUGAGUGUUUACAGAGCUAUAAUCUAAACAAAUGCCACUCUGGUUGGGGCGAAUCAAAGCUUUCAGGAGCGCGAGAGUAAUCGUUUCUUUGGUCAAGAAUUUUCCUUUAGUAUUCAGGAGUUUGCUUCCAUACAAUAAAAGGUCCUCUUUUCGUAAACCCUGUCCCGUUUGGAAGGAGGAUAACCCUAUUUUAUGUUUUGCUUUAAAUUCUGAAGCACUUCUGUGCUAUCUGUUCUCGUUGAAGGACUAGUUUGCAUCUGAAAGCAGCAAGAUGUCCUGAUUAGAUUAACUAAUGUGAGCUACCAGAAAGCUUUAUUGACUUCUUAGGCAAUUUGCACGGUUAUAGUUUCCUUAAAUUUCAUGGUUGGCAGGCAGUAAGCGUCAUUCGUGGCGUUACCAGACCUCGGAAUUAGUUUUCCAUUCUGGGAAGUCCUUACUUCUAGAUGUUAGACAAUGUCUUUGCUUUAGAGUUUAGACAGCCUGUUUCCUCCCCUUUUUUUGCUGACGAAAAAAUAUGGGAUUUUUUUGGUGUGGUUGUUU
Messenger RNA from Linum tenue, 2995 nucleotides. Lineage: Eukaryota; Viridiplantae; Streptophyta; Magnoliopsida; Malpighiales; Linaceae. The record is from the annotation of a GenBank genome assembly.